Messenger RNA from Rubroshorea leprosula, 3196 nucleotides. The record is from the annotation of a GenBank genome assembly. NCBI's taxonomy places the organism in Eukaryota, Viridiplantae, Streptophyta, Magnoliopsida, Malvales, Dipterocarpaceae.
AUCACCCUCAGUUCUUUUCAACUCCAAACCCUUCAGUCCUUUUUUCUUGUUCCAAGGCAUCUCCUCUAUCUUGAGCAUCGAAAGUUAUGGAAUUUGCAACCACUGCUGAAGGUGCUCUUUUGUCAAAAAUAUUUAAGUUGCUGCUCUCAAAGUUGAAUUCUUCUGUAAUUGAAUGGCUGAAUUUACCAGAGCAAGUUUGUGCCGAGCUGCAAAACUGGAAGAAUCUUUUGCCGGAAAUCGAUGCUUUGCUUGAACAUGCCGAAGAGAAGCAAGUGACAGACCGCUUGGUGAGGUUAUGGCUUGCUGAUCUCAGGUAUUUGGCUUAUGAUAUGGAGGAUAUACUUGAAGAGGUCGAGAUUAAUGCCAAGAGCAAGGACAAGCACGUUGGGUCUGAUUCAUUCGAGUAUGAGAACCGGAAUAAGUCUCAUGAAGCAUCUGCUGAAAGAUUGUCCACUUCUUCUUUGCCUCCAAACCAUGUCUAUGGUCGGGAAAGUGAUAAAAAAGGUAUUCUUCGUAUGUUGCUGGAAGAUGAAAGUAACAAUGAAGGAGAAUUUGUCAUUCCCAUUAUCGGAAUGGGAGGAAUAGGGAAGACAACUCUUGCUCAGCUAGUUUACAAUGAUGAACAACAAGUACCUGGACUGAGGUGUGACUUAAAAGAACUUCUCUUCAAGAGAGGCAGAAAGAGAAAAAACUUUGAUACACGUCCGAAUCUCAAAGCAGUCGGCAAGAAAACUGUUGAAAAGUGCAAAAGAUUGCCAUUGGCUCUGAAAACACUUAGUGGCCUCUUACGUGGUAAGCUUCAUCAUGGUCAGUGGGAAAACCUAUUAAACAGUGAGAUAUGGGAUCUACCAGAAGACAACAGGGGUAUUCUUCCUGCUCUGAGAUUGAGCUACAAUCACCUUCCCUCAUUUCUGAAGAGAUUCUUCGGCUAUUGUGCUCUAUUUCCAAAAGAUUAUGAAUUUGAAGAGGGUGAGUUGGUUUUGUUAUGGAUGGCGGAGGGACUUUUUCAACAAGAACCACAUGGAAUGACGCAAAUGAAAGAUCUUGGUCAUCAAUACUUCCGUGAUCUAGUAUCAAGGGUCUUUCAACAGUCAAGUAGGGAUGAGUCGUUGUUUGUGGUGCAUGACCUUAUGAGAGCUCUAGCUUUGCAAGUCACUGGAGAAAUAUGCUGCACCAUUGAAUCAGAUGGGAAAAAAUUAGAUGAACCAAACAAUUUGCUGACAUUCCUGCGGUUGAAGACAGAGGAUGACUACUACUCGGACUACCACUUAUCGAAUCCACUGUUUCAAGAUCUGUUGCAAAAUCUAAAACGUUUAAGGGUGUUAUCUCUUGACAAAUAUCAGGGAUUGUGCAAUUUAACCAAGUUGCCUAGAACUAUGGGGAAUCUACAUGAUCUCCAGCAUUUUGAUAUCACUGAGACACCAUCUUUAAAAGAGAUGCCAUCAGAAAUCAAUAAUUUGACCAAUCUUGUGACACUACCAAAAUUUAUUAUUGGAAAUGGUAGAGGACCAAGGGUAAAAGAUUUGAAGAAAUUGUUACGCCUUCGAGGCCAGCUCUCCAUUGUAAAUUUACAUUACGUUUUGGAUGCUAGGGAUGCAAGAGAGGCCAAUUUGUAUGAGAUCAAGGGAUUGGAUGAUUUAGCCUUAGAAUGGUCUUCUGCUCACCUAAACCCUCAGAACGAAAGCAAUCAAAUGCAAUUCUUGGAGCUUCACAAUUGUCAAAGAAGCACUUCAUUACUAUCACUUGGGCGAUUACCCCAGCUUAAAGAAUUGAUCAUCACAGAUAUGCAUGCAAUAGAAAAUAUGACAUUUGAGUGUGGUGGGGACUCUUUUUCUUCAGUUGAGGCUUUUCAAUCGCUGGAAAGUAUGGAAUUGCAGCACUGCCCUAUGCUGGUAGGAAAGUUACCAAAAUGCCUUCUUUCUCUUAAAAGGCUUAAGAUUGUCAGAUGCCCAAAGUUCAUAUAUUCGCCAAUGAGCCUUCCAUUGCUUGAAGAAUUGUAUAUAGAAGCAUGUAGUGAGGUAGUCUUGAGGAGUAUGGUUGAUCUUCCCCCACUCAAAACCCCGAGAAUCAGCAAAAUUUCCUUCUUGACUUGCUUGCCUAAGAGUUUUGUAGAGUCCAUAACAUUACUCGAGGAUAUGGAGAUUGAAGAAUGCAAUGAAGUUACUUGUUUAUGGGAAGAAGGAGCCAUCCGAGACCUUUUAUGUCUUAAGAGGAUGGCAAUCAGUAACUGCCCUCUGCUUGUAUCCUUAACAAGGAAAGAACAAGGUCUUCUACCUGACAGUAUUCAAACUUUGGAGAUAUAUAACUGUACAGAACUCGAAUCCCUGCCUGAUGAGUAUUGUAGAGAACUUAAAGGCAUGAGUGUUGGUGGUGGUAUGAAUUUGAAGAGCUUACCCUUUCUUCAGUACAUGCACGGGCUUACAUUUCUAUGGAUAGAAAGCUGCGAAGGUUUGGAAUCUUUCCCAGAAAGAGGCAUGUCCAUAUCCAUCCCCAACCUCAGAAAGCUAUGGAUAGAAAAUUGCAUCAAUCUCAAGUACUUACCUAAUAGGAUGCACGACCUCACAUUACUUGAUGAAUUGAUUACAAGCAAUAGUCCAGGGAUUAAGGCCAUUCCAGACGGUGGUUUGCCCCCAAACCUUACAUGGCUUACAAUUGAUUGUAAGAAUCUGAAGCAGCCAGUGCAAGAAUGGGGUCUCAGCGAACUCACUUUGCCCCUAUACUCAUUGGCCAAAGCUCAUGUCAUUGCCAAAGGAAAGCCUGCCUCCUCCUCUUCAAAAGUUACAAUAGUGGAAUGCGCCAAUCUCCUGUCCUUAACCAAAGGAUGGCCUGCCUCCCUCACUUGGAGCACUCUUGAUUAUGAACUGGCCGUUGCUGCAGCGAAGAAUUCUAAUGGCAAGAGAAAUUUAAAGUCCUUUCCUGGAGAUUGGAAAGUCCUACAGUUUCCUUUUUCUAAUGUCCAUUUGGAAGAAUUUGAAGAAGCUUAAUCUGAGACUGCGAGGAGCAAACAGUGAAUGGGAUUUUUCUUCGAGCAAAAAGAGGAAAAUGUAAGAUGAUCCAUGUGAGAUAUUGAUGCCAAGCUUGUAAUCUGAUUUUUUUUAUUUUUAGCUGAAUCUCCUGGUUUGGCUUUGAUUUUCUCUUCCUUCUCCUCUCCAUUCUCUCCAGCUUUUGAAUAUGUGAAUGAAUAAUAGUUUCAUGU